Molecule: messenger RNA, 574 nt
Organism: Leptinotarsa decemlineata (Colorado potato beetle)
Lineage: Eukaryota; Metazoa; Arthropoda; Insecta; Coleoptera; Chrysomelidae
Source: RefSeq, a predicted model, not a curated record
CUACAUCGUGAAUUCGCCAAGGUGGGGCUCUAUGAACAUGCUAUACGACUGUUCAACCUGAUUUCGAAUCUCGCAGUUCUCAGAAAAGAGACCACCGGUCUCACGUACUUUCCUAAUAAGAACACAAUCGAGGCCCUUCGCGAGUCGUCCAGUUUAUGGCUUCCAGGCCUCUAUUGAAAAAAGUCCGUGUGUACAACCACUAGAACUCAUGAUUGGUUCUUUUUGGAAUUUGUGCCGUGCAUGCCCGUCGAUGCCUGUCGAUAAGCUUCACUCCGAGUACCGGAGCACGUAUCGAUGGCACGAGUAUACGGGGCCGAGACAAGAAGUUGUGAGAAGACCACCCCAGACUAAUGUCGCUGAAAAAUUCAGUGAUGUUCACGCCUCCAGGACUAACGAUGAAGACUUUCAGACCGACACACUCCCUAAGCUGGAACCUGCAAUGCCUAGACGAAAAAAAUAUCCAGAUUUAGCGUAUCGUCGCCACGAAUUCCUAGUAAGUGAUGGGGGUGGUGAUGAAUAUAAUAGUGAAGAUAGAGCUAGGGGCGAGACACAAGCACUGCAAGAAAAUCCUUAA